AUUAAACAAUAUUUUACUUUGUCAAUCAACGAAUAUGUCCGGAAUAACGAUUAAGAGAGCGCUCCCUCGGUUGGAGCGCACUUCGCAAUACGCCGUUGGUCCAACAUUGGGCCAGCGCCGGGCUUUCACCAGCUCACUUCCACAUCAAAAGCACGGUUUCCCAACCUUCCAACCGACAUCAUCUCCCGAACUCGAUAAUAUCCUCUCUAAAUUCCGCAACACUGUUUUCCUGCCGGCGCAUUUGUCGAAACAGCAUCGUGAUCUCGUCUAUUCCUUCAAACAUAAAAAAAGCCUGGACACGGUCCCAGUAACGGUGGAGAUAGGAGGGGACGAAAUACGUUUAAAGCACAUAAACAGGACGAAGGAUGUACCAAACCAGCGCAUAGCGUUACGUGAGGCGCUAGGGUUAAUGAAGGACAAGAAAGAUUGGGACAACUUCCCCCUCCUGCUUGAGGGCCUUCAUUCCGCGGGUCGUGCUACAGACGGGACGGUUUUAGAGCAGUUUGUAAGAAAGGCUGGCCAGGCUGGUCGCCAAUAUAUCGUCCUAGAAAGCGCGCGGAGAGUAUCAAAGACCGGGUUCCGGAUCAACACCCGAGAUCUUUCCAAGAUGGUGAUGUGGUGGAUUCAGCAUCGUGCACUGGUCAACGGCUUCAGCCAGGCGGAAACCAAGAAGGCACUUUCGAUGGCCGAGCAGAUUGCUAUCCUCAUGGAGGACAAGGCACAUGCAGGUGGAAGGGUUACUGACUCCGAGGAUCCAAGAACAAGCCCGGAGGUUAUAGGCGUGCUCCUGCAGCUAAGUGCUCUCAACGCAAAGCAUCAAGGGGGUAAAGACGAGAACGGCACUGUCGAGAAGUACGCCAAGAGUCUUCUGGCUAGCCUACAAGACAAAGAGCUAGAGGGAAUGCUUCAAAACCGGAAAACCGACCCGGCACGGAUACAGGAGGUAGAGAGUAACUCUAUGCUGCAAACUGUCGCGCCUAUCCUCCUUGGUGUGAGGACAGCGAUUUCGGUACUUGAGCAAAGCUCCGACACUACCAGACAACUCCGCGACCUGGAAACCAAGCUAUCUGCCCAAGUUGCGCAGGAUGUUGAGACCUUGAAGGCAGUUGCAGGCUCGGGGGAGCGACUGGGACUUUGGGUGUACGAAAAUACAGCCGGGGCAGAGUAGGGUUGACGAUUGCAUGUCAUAACAUGGUAGUGUACUGUAUAUUACAAAUUUGUAUAUUUAGCCUUAUGGAAGAACUAUGUACUUUUCAAGAUGCUGGGGU
This is a messenger RNA of Pseudogymnoascus destructans, 1268 nucleotides long. RefSeq lists its product as uncharacterized. The record is from RefSeq and is a predicted model, not a curated record. The coding region runs from base 35 to 1168 and encodes 377 amino acids. The transcript is spliced from 2 exons. NCBI's taxonomy places the organism in Eukaryota, Fungi, Ascomycota, Leotiomycetes, Thelebolales, Thelebolaceae.